Messenger RNA from Porites evermanni, 40777 nucleotides. Lineage: Eukaryota; Metazoa; Cnidaria; Anthozoa; Scleractinia; Poritidae. The record is from the annotation of a GenBank genome assembly.
GAUGGCAUUCUGAAGGUUAACGGAAACAAGGUAAAAACUCUCUGCGCUUCUGUAAAGGAAUCAAAGUGAAGCUGUACAAAUCGUUCUAUGGCUUAAAAACAUAAAGCAGCUCAGAUACGUACUUGACGUAUUUCUUUGAGGUCUAUUUUCCUGUUGUCAAGAUUAAACUGGGUAUAAUAAUAACAAUAGCGAUGGGUCAUGUUUGUAAACAUUGUGUUUGUUUCUUAUUUAAAUAUGCGAACGACUGAAACAAAAGGUGUUUAAAAAAAUAAGAAGCGUCUUAAAUAAGACGCCUCUUAAAUAAGACGUGAACUUUGCCAUUUAUACAAGCAUGUCUUAUCUAAGACAAAAGCAACUCAUAUAUAAAUGGUUUGCGUCUUAUUUCUGUUCUGGACUCGUUUUCAUGCGAAUAUUGCCCGUAGUAAUGGCAAUCCAACAUGGCGCGCCAAAAAUUAAUGCAUGCGUACUAUGUGUUCAUAUCUUAUGUAAGACGGGAAGGUCAUUUAUACGAAGUUUUUCUCGUCUUAGCUAAGCGCAUCCUAUCUAUGAACAGGUGUUAAGGGCUGUUCUAAAAUAGGAUGCGUCUUAGUUAAGUCGCAUCUUAUUUUAGGCGAAAUGUGCCGUUUAUACGGAAAGUUUGCAUCUUAUUUAAGAUGCAUCUUAUGUAAGGCACGUUUUAUUUUUCCUUGUAUAAAUGGCCCUAAUAUUAUCCCCAAGUAGGUGGAGCAUAAUCGUCUAGGUGAGCGUGCAUAGUACUGAAUAGGGCAAUCAUGCUCCACUCACUUUUAAAAUGACUUCAGGGUUCAAGCCUUUCACAGUAUUAUCCCUAUUGGAUAUAAACUUUUCACUCACAAAUUUCCUUUUCAGGCAAAGCUCUGUGACGAGGAGUCAAAGCUGCUGGAUUCAUUUUUUAUUCACAAUGACCAGGUCAGUCAUGCACUUACAAAGUAAUUUAGACAAUCUGUAUAAAUUGUACCCGAAAAUUUGCAAUAAUUGACUUAAAUGUUGCCCUUUUAAUGGGUAACAUUUGUUAAAAUGUUAUCUUUAGAUGUGGUGUAUCCAUACCCAGAAAUGGCAGGGGGGUGGGAGGAUAGGUUUGGGGCGGCUCUGGGAAAAAUUUUACUUGGUCCAGUGGGCCUCAGCUUGAUCUACUUAUUCUACACAAAGGAGUGGGUCUGAACCCCUCCUUAAAAUCUGCCACUGAGAGGGUUGUGGAACUAUUAUUAUUAUAACCAUGUAAAUCAUGAUUUCAUUAUUGCAUAUGUUGCAUCUUUUCACAUGCAAUUAAAUUAUUGCUAAUUACGUAAUUUCCCAGUCAUGUCCUUUAUAACAAGCUACAUGUAGUUCCAGGACUCUGCCGAGAUUAUGAGAUAAAUUAUAAUUUUAUUUUUGUUGGAGUAACUAAGGAACAUGACAACUAAGAAGUAACUAAGCAACAUGUCUUUUGACGUAACAUUAAAUAGCAUGCACUCUCAUGGUCUACUUUGAGGUCACAUGACAUCUAAAAAUAAAACUACUUCUUGCCCAAAUUCUCUGAGAUUGCAAAUUUAUGGUAUCAGAGGGUAACAGUGCACUGUUAACUCCAAUUGCCGAUCACUUGCUGGGAUUUACUUUCAUAGAUUUUUACGCACAGAAGUUUUUCUUCCAGGGCAUAUAAAAAAUCACUUCAUGACUUGUCCCUUGGGAAACUAGUUAAUUUUGUUCUCCUCUUUUCUUCCUUGGGAAACAUGGAGAUUCUCGUGAACCAAAUUAAGAGUUUCCCUUAAAACCAAGCAUUAAGUUUUAAACAUUGAUACUAGUACUACCACUACCACUACCACUACCAAUGCCACUGCAAAUACCAGUACCACUAUAGCUGCCUCUGCCAUUGCAUUGCCACUGCCACUACCACUGAAACUGUCACUACCACUGUCACUACUACCGCCACUGCCACUACCACUAUCACUGCCACUACCACUAUCACUGCCACUACCACUAUCACUGCCACUACUACUAACACUGCCACUACUACUGCCACUGCCACUACCACUACAACUGCUACUAUCACUGUCACUACCACUACUACUGCCACUGUCAUUGCCACUGCCACUACUACUGCCACUGUCACUAUUGCUGCCACUACCAUUACCACUACUACUGCCACUACCACUGCCACCGUCACUACUAUUACCACUGUUGCUUCCAUUACCACUGCCACUACCACUACUACUGCCUCUACCACUAUCACUUUUUGGCGGCACAGCCUUGAAAAUUCAAAAAAACUAGAAUUUUAUAAAACUUUUAAAGAUGAAUAUUCUACAUCUGAUUAUCUCUACCAGCUAAGACAUUAUGACGAACGACAGAAUUUUGUUAAAUUUUAUAAGUAAUCACAAACUUAUGAUUGAACAUGGUCGAUACCAAAUCGAUCAUUUGCCAAGAGAAAAUAGAUUAUGUCCCUUAUGUAACUCAAAUCAGGUAGAAGAUGAGAUUCAUUUCCUCUUUCAAUGUAAGUAACAAAUACUCAGUACAGAGACAGGCAUUUAUUAAUCAAAUCAAUCGAAUAAUACCUGACUUUGACAAGAAAUCAUCUCCAGAAAGCAUAAAACAGAUUAUGAAUUCGAAGGAACAUCAUGUAAAUAAGUUAGUUAUGAAGUUUGUUUCCUCCUGUAUGAAAGUACUCGAUUCAUUGUUAGUAAAGUAACUGAAUUUUUCUAGAUUAUUAUUACCGGUAGUGCUGUUUGUUUUAUAUUUUGAUUGUCAUAUGCAUGCUUUUGCAAUACUGUAAAAUGAUGCGGUCAUGCAAAUAAAGCAAUUUAUUACUAUUACCACUACCACUACCAUUACCUCUACAGCUACCACUACCACUACUACUACCACUACCAAUGCCACUGCAAAUAUCAGUACCACUAUGGCUGCCUCUACCAUUGCAUUGCCACUACCACUACCACUGAAACUGUCACUACCAUUGUCACUACUACUGCCACUGCCACUACCACUAUCACUGCCACUACUACUAACACUGUCACUACUACUGCCACUGUCACUACCACUGCCACUACUACUGCCACUACCACUUCCACUACCACUAUAACUGCUACUAUCACUGCCACUACCACUACUACUGCCGCUGUCGUUGCCACUGCCAAUACUACUGCCACUGUCAUUUCCACUGCCACUGCCAGUACCACUACUACUGCUACUACCACUACCACUGCCACUGUCACUACUAUUACCACUGUUGCUGCCAUUACCACUGCCACUACCACUAGUACUGCCUCUACCACUACCACUUUUACUGCCACUGCCACUGCCACUGCCACUGCCACUACUAUUACCACCUACUACCACUUCCACUAGUGCUGCUACUACCACUGGGGCUGCUACUACUGCAACUUCGGCAGCUACUGUUGCUAUGACUAGCUUUACCACUUCCAUUAUUGCAUUCACCAAUGGUGUUCCUUAUUAAAUAUCUGUAGACUUCAAUCUGAAUUUAUUUCUAUGCAUGUCUUUAACAGGUGUCUGCUGGGGAGGAGUUAGAAAGUGAUAGGUACUUGAUAACUAUAGAAGAAAGGCUGGACUCCUCUGCUGACCACACCCAGGGGUGCAAUUCACAGAGAGUAGAAGAAAGAGAAGUUAGUAACACACCUGGGAUUUAUCAACCAAACAAAAGGAAAAGACAAGUAUGUGGCACUUUAGAGUACACUCUGAGGGGUCUAUAUAGGUGCGAAUUAACGUAAGAAAAAAUUUUUUAAUGAAAAUGGAUUUUGUAAAGUAAUAACACAGGUAAUUUAAAGUCGGAACACAAAUUUAGGAUAUAUUUAAUAGUAGAAUAACUUUUUAAUUUGAGUCAAAAAGUCUUCGUAAAUCCUGGAUAGUAAUACGUUUGAGCUCAUAUUAAUGAUAUUGAUUUGUGUAACUCUUUGUAGUGUUUCCAACCGCCAAAAAUCAAUCAAACUACUCCUGCACUAUCAAGGCACCUUGGACCUGAAUACAAAAAGGUACUCUGUACUGACAAAGUUGUAAGGCAGCACUGCAGGCUAUAUGUAUGUUUGUUUACCCAUUCACACUUGAACCGCCCAUAAGCACGGAGGCAGUUCCACAGCUUGCGAGCAUUCUGCCUGAGAGAAUGCGCGAGUGAGCGGCGCCCGUCGCACUAGCGUUUCCUAUCGCGUCCGGCUCUCGCGUGACUUCUCACGUCUCCCCCAAAUGGAGAGCUUGCUCGCAGACUAUCAGUUCCACCUCCCUUGUACCACUUGGGUCAUCCUCAAAUUUAAAUAUUCACCAUCAGCCUGGACAUCUAGACUUACUUAUGUAAUAGAAAAAAGAUCUUUCCAACCAUACCUGAACGAGCACGAUUCAGUGAAACGGGCUGAAAAAAAAACCUCUUCCAACAUGAAACGCUGACCCAAACAUUCCAAUGAAAAUGUAGCUCCACUAUCCCAAAGGACUUCCUUCUGUCUAAUCCUAUAAUCUUUAAAGUUUUCCAAAAGUGCCCCUAUAGAAAUGUUGACUGGUAAAUGCCCAGCAAAAAAAUAAAUUAUUUGAAAAAAGGCAAGAAAAGCGAAAGAAAAGGUGAGGAGAGAAAGCGAAAGUUGAACUAAAGUCGAGGGGUCAGUGUCACUUUUAAACCGUUAAGUCAUUAGGCCAAAACUUGUUUCAUACUGGUUUUGGACCAUUUCGCAUUUUUCUUUGUUAACAUCCUACAUUAAAUUACCUUUCAGCCACGAAGAGAAAAUGUCCUUCCAAAAAAUACAAACCUUAACACUGCAGAAUCUAGAGUUCCAAGUAAAAAUGACUUCUUCAACAUGUACAGUACUUACUCCAGUAAUCGAAAGGUGGAGGGUGAUUCUCGUCACCAUGGAAAUAAGCCGGAGAUUCCCAGCUAUAACAGCUGUUCAGUGUUGCAGAGGUCAAACUUGCAGAAUUUGUGUGUUACACCGCAACGGCAUGACCAAGUUGUUCCACUAAAUGUAACUGGGCCUUCUAAAGCUGGUAUACACAAAGAGAACAAAGCCUUGACUAACUCGGUGCCCUCAAAGUCAACCAUAUCAUUGCAAAAAGGAAGCUUUAAUAACAGAAGUUUCUCUGAAGGUAAACGUAAUACUACCCAGAUCCUGGCAUUAUUCUCAGCGUUUAAUAAUACGCCUCGACUACAACUGUUAACAGAUGAAGAAAGCAACAAUACUGAUCAAGCAAGCAUUGAGCUAACUGGAAAAUCACCAUCGCGUUUUGAGGGAAAUUUGGACAACAGCUCCUCUCCAAAGGAUGCAGUUAGAUUAAGUGUGGAGACAAAAAAAUCUUCUGAGACAGCUUGCGAACCUCAAAUAAAUGCUACAGACAGUGAUUCACCUGAACAGGACCUGGUGUCGAGCGAAGAUCUCUGCAACUCCUUUAAUUUAUCCCCGGAUUCGUUUGCGGCUUGUUCCAGUGAGAAGAAAGCUGAGGUAACAAGUGCAGUUGGUCAAGUAAGCCCCACUUGUGAUAUUGCCUCUGUAGCUACACUACCAGACGACGAUACCCAAGAUUGGGAGUCCCAUUGCGAGACACAAUUGAACGAUGUUUUGUCACAUGAUUCUGAAUCAGUCUCUCCUUUGAUGAAGCACUUGACAAGUUCAGUCCAAGAUUAUGAUAAUUCUGAUUCUGAAGCUAAUGCCAAUAGUAAGGUGGAAAGAGGAUGGCUUUGCGACUUUUCAAGUAAUAACAGUCAACUGCCGAAACACUUCAAUAUUCAGAGCUCUAGUUCCCCUACUGCACACCACUCCUCUUCAGUGUUACGCCCAUCUACGGACUCGUCCUUAAUUCAGAAAUAUCUGCAAGGCUCUUAUGCGUCAGAAAAGACAAUUGGUGAAGCAGAUUUCAUACCCGCGAGUCCUUCAACAGAGCAAAACCUACUUUCUUUCAGAUCGGAAGCCAGCACACGCGUUUCAAAAACAAACGCGAAAGAUGUUUCACUGAGAGAUUAUGAAAACAUACCUCAAACGCAAUCAAGAACUGAACAAUUUAGUAUCGAAAUGAAUGGAUUUUCCAGUCACCCGGGAUCAGCAUUUGAGUACACUGCACUGGAAUGUGUGGAGCGAUCGGAUAAAAGUUUGCGUCAAAAAAGGUGUGGGAAUUUGGAGCCUUGGAAUGCAUCAUUUGGUUUAAAGGAUCUGGAAGACACUGAUAAUGGGCUGUCACCAGAGUUCUACCCACCAGACAGUGGAAAAAUAACCCAGUGGAGAGUUGCACCCAUUGUCUCAACUAAAGUGGUUCCUACUGACUCUCGAACGGUAAGCAACGUGCUGUGUGAACUAUUUUGCUUUGUACCAGUCGGGUAUUGCUCUUAGGGUCUAACACAAAACUUGGUGUUGGUAAUCCUUUUGACUCUUGAGAUGACCACCGCACAGGUUGGCGAAACGUCAGUCACUGUCAACAACAGUCCUAUUUAGGACUACGCUCACCCGGAAUAUCAUAUUGCACUUACUUAUGAAAUCCUAAUAUUGCUUAAUUUUGUGAUCGCCGUGUAGAGUCCACAUGGAGAGCCAAAACGUCCAUAACAGUAACUCAAGUUCAUAAAUACAGUCAACUCCAGAGGACACUGUAGGCACCUUGAGUUAGUGUCCUCAUUAGCGAGAGUCCGUAAUAGCGGAAGUUUAUUUCAGUCAAACAUCUCUAACAUAUUUUUGGGGAGGAUUUAGCUGCUGUCCUUAUUAUCGGGGUGUCCGUUAUAGCGAAUGUCCGCAAGGCGAGAGUUGACUGUAUCACCCAGUGACCCUACUGUUUAAAAUGAGCGGGGGACUUAACACCCCGGUGGUGAUACUGCCUUUUCAUGGGUUGUUUAGGAAAGGGGCUGUGUCAGGACCUCGGUGAUUGGCAAACGCUGUUGUGGUAUCCUCGCCAUGUCAGGUAAAACUGAUAAUAAACAAUUAUUGGAUGAGGUUUUUGUGAUAUCCGGAAUAAUCAAGGUCAAAGUAAGUGUUAUCAGCCGAAGCCGAAGGCUGAGGCUGAUAACACUAACCGAGACCUUGAUUAUUCCGGAUAUCAAAAAAACCGAAUCUAAUAAUUGUUUUAUUAUACAUUAUUUUGAAGAAAAUAACGAGAAACGCAUUAUCGCAGCGAUCACAGUUUAUUGCUGUCCGUGCACUUGACAUUGCUCUUGGAUAUCAUGCAUUGCGCGCGCAACCUACAGAUUAUUCACUAAUCUGUAGGUACAGAUUAGUGAAUAAUCUGUAGGUUGCGCUGUUUCCCAGAAUUAACUGUAGGCUUUUAGCCAAUGAGAGGACAGAUGGUGACUACAAUGUAUAAUAAACUGAGUUAAAUGAUGGAAAAUGUUUAACUGGUCACCUUAAAAUUAGUCACGGUCAUUUACAUAUACGAAAGGAAUCGGUAACGACAGGUUUCGACAAGAGCACUUUGAUUAUUAUAUUGAGAAAGUUGUGUUCAGUUUUGGUAUUUUGAUGGGUGGUCGCAAAUGGUAGUUCAAAAGCAGUAAUUUAAUUAUCAGCAGUCUUAUUACUGCGCUUUUCAAUAACACGCGAACUCUGAAUUUAAAAAGCUAAAUUCGCAACUGCUUUUUUUUGCUGCUGUCACUAGGGAGCUUAAGCAACAACGACGGCGACGGCUACAAAAACGUCACUUAAAAAGUGAAUUCGCACCGCUUCAAACUUUAUCGCGCUUAUUCCAUCUCGUUUACUUCGUCAAAUGUUCGCAAAUGUUUUUGGAGUUGAAUUCUAAAGGACUGUAUCAAAGUUCAGGAAAAGAAAAGAAAGUUGUUGUCUUGUGUUCCCGUCCUCGACAAAACGUGAAUUCAGGCAUUUUCACGUUGUAGUCAGGCAACGACGGCAAAGAAAUGUACAAAAAAAGCGUGAUGCACGUGCAAAGUUGUUGUUUUGCUAAUCAAACCAAUUGCUUUUUUGCCGUUCUCGUUGCCGUCCGCGUCGUCGUUGCUUAAGCUCGCUAUUUUUAAUUAUGAGCCUUCAGGUACAGCAAAACCCAACAUGGAUCAAAAUCCCAUUAUCACAAAUCAGAAAACACGAUCUCUUCAAGUCGUUGAAGUAAACGUCUGUUUUCUGAGAGGUCCACUGAGAUGAUUGACGGCAGCAAAGAAAGCAAAUGUGUAGUUAGUUUUUGAAUUUUACAUUGAUAACCGCAGUAAGGUAAAAUUGAUUUUCCCAAGUUACAUACUGUUAUAAAACGAGAAAGAAAUUAUGAAUGGCACUGAAGUGAUUGUCAUGUAGAUGGUGCUUUUUCACUGUGUCAGGUGAAGGCAGGUGAAGGUCACUCGUGGAAAGGCUCUGUGGUUAGCGAUACAGUGAAAAGAGAUUCACAUUCUGUUCCCAUGGUAACAGUUCAAAGGCAAGAACUCUACACUCCCACUACAUGUCCUCAAGGUAAGAAUAGUCGCAUAGUGUAGUCCGGUGAAGUAGUACGAGCUAGAAGAAAGAAGAUGUUAAUCGACAUGGGUCAAACAAAGGAAGCAUCUUGAGUCCCUGACAUUGAUAUUGGGGCCCAGAUUAACACAGUCGGUUAGUACACGGCUUUCUUUGUGGGAGUUUCCGAGUUCAAACCUCGAAUCCUGCUUUGACUUCUUUUCUUUCAGUGGUAAUUUAAGAAGCUUUGAAUACCCGUAAAACGAGCACUGAUGGAGAAAGUGGGGGGGGGGGGGGGGGGGUUAGUUAAAAACUUAGAGAUACUUGAUAGUUGUGACUUGACGAUUACAGUUGUAUCCCCCUUUACCACUGAGCUUAAAAUUUAUUUAAAACAAGCAAGAGCUCGUGUAAACAAAUUACAGAAGGAUGCAGGGGAAGCAAAGGCUGUGGGGAAUAACUCGAAAAUUUUUUUCAUACUAACAGUGCAGUCCAUGCUUCAAGCUUUCCUCAGCCUGUAAACCUAACAAGAUUUCAUCCGAGCAUCAGUGAUAAAAAGAAAUGAAUCUUAGCGAUAGCUGUAAUAUGUUUUUUUCCAGCACAGUCGAUGGUCACUUCUUUAAAGGCUCAUAAAAAAGUGAUUUAAAACAUCCCUUUUAUUGAAGCAAGUCGACCAAACAUCAUUAGAAGCUCUAAUUUAACCAUCUUUAUAUUUGUUAGGUGAUCAAAGAAUUCCAUCGUCUGACUUAACAACCUGGGUAGACUCAAUUUCAUCGACGGACGUGUGUGAAGAUUCGCCUUGCUUCAUGUCAGGUUUGGAGAGGGGAUUUGCUACUAGUGAAAGUCUAGCGCUAUCAUCCACCGAGGGAUUUAUAAAGAAUAGUCAAUUUGCAGAUCAAAACCACCCAAGGAUUUCGGACGUUGUGCAAAGAGUUCCUCAACUGGUAAUAAUCUGCUUAUUACUCGUAAAAUUUUAAUGCAUGAAAAACUCAAGGAAUGUGUGAAGUAAUGAUUGAGUGACUAAAUGAACGGACGAGCAUAUGAACGCACACUCAAACGCGCACAUCCACGCACGAACGAAGGAAACAAACGAGAGAAUAAGAAUUUGAUUCAAAACGUUUCGGAAGAGUUUUGGUAUUGAAUUUUUCGAACUUAUUCAAAUUUAGUGACGAAAUGAAGAAGACACAGAAACCACCGAUUUAAGGAAGUUUUGAAAUUCAAUGCUGGUUUUCAUAAAAUUUUGGAACUUUAUAUUUUUAUUUCUAGAAAAAUUAUUAUUCAUUCGAGUUACAAGUGUAUUAAACUGUCAAAACAGUCUUUUAUGCAAUAUCUAGAAUCAGAUACCUCGUAAUCAGUUUCAUGCAUAAGCAACUGAGUUGCUUGUCUCCUUUCAACACUUCGGUGUUUGGAUACCAGAUAAAACACUCUUUGUAGUGUUUGGUAUAUCACUUGUCGAUGUUUGGAUAUCAGAUGAAACAUUCCUCGUGUUUGAUACAUCACUUCUUGGUGUUUGGAUAUUAGAUAAAACAUUCCUACUCGUGUCUGAUAUCCCGAAACAUCCUGGACUAUUUCUUGUUCAUUCACUUGACUACGUUAUCAUACGACGGACGUAGCUUUUAUGGACGUUGCGUCGUUUCACUGUUUUGUCAGUCGAACUUCCUGUUACGGACAGCUCUCUAAUACAGACCCCUUUCCUUUUCCCAAAGACACCAAACUUACCAUCAAUGCCUCUAUAACCCAGUUACCUCUGUUGUGCGGACACUUGACUCUACCAGUGUAUUAUGGAAGUCUGGUUGUAUUCACUCUGGUUAUGUUUACGUUCUUUCCAGUCCAAGCGACGAGCUCCGAUACUCACUGCCCCGUGUGAAGAUCACGGCAUACAACAGACAGUUCCUCAGAACACACCAUCUCACAAGAACACUUCUGCCGGGAUGUACCCCACUAAACAUUACUCUGAAUUCAGCAAUGUCUUAACAGCUUUUCAUAGAAAAUCCAAAUCACUGUGUGGUGGUACAGAGCUAGCUGUAAAGGAGAACAAGGAAAAUUCAGCCCCAGUUGGUUCGUGUCGACGGGUUGGCCUUAGGAGGGUGGGGUUGGGAAAAUCACGUGAACUUCCUAAGAAUCAGCAGGAGUUUUGUCAGACGAGAGAAGAGAUUCAUGGAAAACAAGAUGGGUACAGGCCUCCAACAGUCCCCAGCUACAUGGCUGGCACUUUAUCCGGAGACGUAAGUAAUUUUUCCUUUAUCACUUUUACGUUUGACGGACUUUGACUAAGUGUUAAUUUAGAGAAGUAGACCGCUCUGGUAUUCCUGUAUGUCAACAAAGACACUAACCCGAGGGUUGGGUGACAAAAGACAGUGAUUUGUAUGAAAUUGCCUUAAAAGCCUCGAUCUCGUUUCAUUGUGUGCUUACUGGAGUGGACUGCAGAGAAAGGUGUAUUGAUUAUUCUAUUACGCUGAUUUAGCAACAGAGAGGGAACGUCAGUUGACGACGGCGCACGCAAUCAAACAACUGGCUUGACCAAUGGCAGAGCGCCAAAUUGGGUACCGUAAGUCGAGUUUAGUCCUUUCCGCGCGCUUUCCCGUCGCCAAAUGACGUUCUCGUUCUGCUGCUAAAUCACCCUAUUUUUAAAGCCGCAGUGAUAUUCUACCUAAUAGCGAGUUUAAACAACGACGACAGCGACAGCGACGUCAGCGAGAACGGCAAAAAAGAAAUAGGUAUACAUUAGCAAAACAACACUUUUGCACGUGCAUCACGCUUUUUUGCACAUUUGUUUGUCGUCACUGCACGACUACGACGUGAAACUUCCUAAUUUCACGUUUUUUGGAGGACGUGAACGCAAGAAGACGACUUUCUUUCUCCUUUCCUGAACUUCGAUACAGUCUUUUGUAAUUCAUCUCCAGGAAAAAAUUUACAGCAUUUGACGAAUCGAACGAGAUGGAAUAAGCGCAAUAAAGUUUGAAGCGGUGCGAAUCCACUUUUAAGUGACGUUUCCGUAUCCGUCGCCAUCGUUGUUGCUUAAGCUCCCUAAUGUGUCGUGACCUACGACUCCAUGGCCCCUACCCACUCUCCCUCAACGUCUCCUGGUGAUUCUUAAUCGGAUUGUUUUUAGUGGGUGUCCUGUGGAAUACCCAAGUCUAAAUGUGGAGCGUUCUGCUUUAAUUGGUCAAAAACAAGCAGGCGACCUUGAAAGCGUCUGUGUCUUAUCCUGUUGCCUCUGCAGAUUUAUGAAUUAGAAUUGGUUUUGAUUAGCUAUCGAAUGCUUAAAGCCGAGAGCUGUGCAUAUUUUUAAUGAACAUACUUGCGUAAUUUCUCUGGACAGGAUAAAAGCUCUGAUAUGCGAUGAUCUACUAUGAAAUUGUUCCAAAAAUUAUACACUUAGAGAGCCGUGGAGUUUUUUCAUUCUAACAUAGACAAAUUCACUCGAUAGCAAAAAUCCCAAACCCCUGGGAUGUUUAGUCCCCAAAUUAAAAAAAACCCUUUUCUCUCUCUGUCUUUUACAGCGAAGUAUGGCGGGUCAACUGUAUUUCCCAACUGCAGAAGAAUGUGAGAGUAGUGUCACUCCAACCCGACAAAUCACCGUUCCGGUGACAUUUGAAGAUGUCAUGCAGUAUAAACAAGUCUUCAAGGCCGCUUUGAGAGGUGAACUGAAUGCAAUUCACAGGAGCACGCUCCUAUUGUCAUUGAUCAAUGAAUCCUUUUUAGUUUUGGUCAAAAUAAUUGGUUUAGCAGUUUUGUUCGUUUAACUUUACCAAGACUAUGCAACAAUUUUAUUGCUCUUAAGGAAGUCAAAGAUGCUGACGCGAGAAUGCCCAAAUACAGUAAACUACUGCGUAUGAACCUGACAUCCCCUAUGAGAAAGGUUUUAAAUUUUGUGGUUCUUGGUCUUCACUUUGGCUACACAUGCUCGUUUGGAACGAUAUUUUUAUAACGUGUUGGCCCAGGACGCGGUAAUACCGCGGUUAAUACACUAAAGUUCGCCAAGGGGGUAGAAUUUCCGCAACAAAUAGCCACGACCUUGGAAUGAAGUAAUGUCUUUGGGGAAUUGCUUGAGUUGGAAUUUUUCUCACUGAAGAUGGGCGGGGUAUUUUCCAACUGCGCAAAUUCAGAGUUGGAAAGUGUAAGAGGGACAAACCUGGCGAUAACGGUGCAGCGUUUCGUUUGCCUCGUACAUGAGACAAUCCUAAUUAACUUUAAUCUUUGUCUAUAACAGAGCACCUGAAUAUUGUGUUAUUUGAACUGGCUCGUUCCUACCACUCUGCCCUGCAGAAAGUUGAUGUUUCAGGAUUUGAUACUAAUCAGCAAGGUACUUUACUGCGAUUAUACCAACCUCGUUCCCAGGACUUUUCUCUGAUCAAGCUGCGGGAAAAAAGUUAAGAAUGUGUUAUUAAAACUCCCUUACAUUUUAUCGUAACCAGUAAGGAAGCAACUGAAUUCCUUUAUGACCAUAAAUCGAAUAGAUUUUUAUUAUUCUGAUGACAAAGUUUUAAAAAUUAUUAAUUUCUUGUAGGUAAUCGUCAGACUUCAGAUGGUCCCAGCUGUCACCAUGGUAACAAAUUUACACUAGUAGUAUGAGUUUGACCCGGGAUACCUAUAAUAACUUUGGUGAAAUUCACAGUUCCCAAGGGCUAGACUAGGCGUUUCCCUCUCGCCCCAUUAUUAUUCUUUCCGAACCAUACCUAUCGGUUUUCUGUUGAUCCGCUUUCUCAGCGCAAUUUUUUUUACAAUAAUAAUAACUUUUCCCCGAGAGAGGAAGAACAGAAUGAGCCUUGAGUGAAGACAAAAGUAAUAGGCCAUUUCCGAGUUCCAAAAAAUCUCACUUUCGAAGCGAGGCUAAGUGCGAAGCCAUUGAUAUGAAAAUGAUUUUUAAUUAUGAUGCAAAUAAAACUCAUUUUCACAACAAAGGUUUCGCACUUAGCCUCGGUUUGAAAGUGAGAUUUUUUGGAACUCGGAAAUGGCGUAUUCUUACUGCAAGUUGUAAUGUCUUAAAACGAAAAGAAAAAUCAACAAAUAAAAGAAAAGCAUGUAUUUUCGAGACACUAAGAGAGCCUCGCAAUCAUAAAGUCUAGCCAGUUGUUCGAAGAAGGGUGGAUAACGCUAUGGACUAGUUAAAUCCCUAUUCAGUGGAUCACGUACUUAAUUUUUCUAAUCCUUAUCCGGUGGAUCGCGCUGUCCAACGUUUGAACAACGGGGGCCAGGUUGGUCAAAGCAUUUUCACAUCUUGUGGACUUCUACCAAGAAUGAUAUGGAUGUAAGAAGUGCAUUGUUACACGUUACGUCACGUCACGUCAAGUCACGUAUUGCUUUAGUCACUAGGGGUAAGGCUAGCGUUAAGUUUGGUUAGUUUUUAGUCGACGUCAAUGAAUCAUCUUUGCCCUAACUUUUUUCAUUUUUCAACUUUUUUAAAUUGACUGUCGACAGGUCAGGCACGUUUAAGAGCAGUUAAAAAGGAUGGCCCAAACAAGGUUAGACCUUUUAAGACCCACACAGAAUCAGAAUCUUGAAUUUUCAACAUCUAGCAUUCACGAACUUGGUUUUCUAACAUCUUGUCGAAAGAUCUUGAAACUUCAACAUCUUGCAAGAACGAUCUUGAAUUUUUUAGCAUCUUUUCAAGAUCUCGGUUGCAAGAUGUUGAAAAUUCAAGAUCUUGCAGCUCACAUUCAGAAGCUCACCCCCGUAAACUCAAAUUUUCACUUCCGGUGGUUUGUAGUUUUAAAUACUGACCACUGUAAACUCACAUUUUUACAUUUUCAUUUCCGGUAGUUUGUAGUUUUAAAUACCAGUGAUAUAUAUCUUCCAGCUGAAACACGAACACUCACGACAACACAAGCUUAUGGCAUGAAAAGUGUCCCGCUUAAUAAGUAUCGCGCUUUUAUUCAUUCAAUCACUCUCUGUCACAUUGCAACUCUUAGUAUGCGCACUAUAUUUGCCCUACAGGGCCUGGAUUGCAUGACUUAACUAGUCAAAGAUGAUGACUAUUUAGUUGUUCAUGUGUUAAUCAAAACACUCUUUCUUUUGUGUCAGGGACGUCUAUUCUACACCUGUUCUGCAACAGGCCAAUCACAAUGCAAGGUUAUCUAAAGUUUUUUCUUCUUUCCCUCUCUCAAUUUGACCUAUGAGAAAGAAAGUUUGGCUCUGCAAGCCUUUGUAAUAGGUUAUUUUCGUGUUAACUCAAGCCUCUGUUUCAAAGCGAGGCAAAGUGCAAAGCCAUUGACAUGAAAACGAUCUUUAUUCUCAUGCAAAUAUAACACAUUUUCACAAAAAAAGAUUUUGUUCUUAGUCUCGUUGAGUGAGGCUUUCUUGAACUCGAAAAUUUUGAAGUUGCCGGUGAGACUGGCUCUGUGCUAUGGGACUAUUUUAGAGACGCUAUAGCGGUUUUCAUUGGCUGUUGCUAGGUUGCCCAACUGGUUCAAAAUACGCCUCCCUCCAUAAAAUAGUCCCACAGGGCAAUUUGACACAUUUCCCCACAGUGUCACUCGCUGCUUCAAACUGGCCAAAUAACUUGUAUAGAACCUCGACCCUGAAAGCGCAUGACGUAAAUCAGUGUAAAUUAGUAGGAAGAUAAGUAUUCUUUACUCUAGUCUUGAAAGACAAGUUGAAUUUGUAAGAGCUGGCUGAUGUUCAUGCAGUUACCUAUCUUUUUUUCUUAACUUUUUUCGAGCCUUUUGAGGGUUUUAUACCCAGCUACAGCUCUUUGUAAUAAAUAGUAAAUGUGCCUGCGUUAUCACAGGACAGCUAUUUAUCUCGGCAUGCCAAAAAGGAAUACAGCCAAUCAGAUGGCCAGAAAGCCGUUGGAUUUUCUACGUUAUCCAAAGGGUGGUCGGUGGUCUACACUUAAAUGGGAUAUGCGUUGUGGUAAUCGGCAAGUGUCUAAUUUUUUAUUCGCGGGGUUAUUUUAUGUGAGCAAAGGCAAGCGAGAAGCUCGAGACACGCUCGACGGACGAAGACCUUGUCUUGCGCCCCACGGCCCCUUCGUGCUUUACUCGCGCGAAAAACGCAAAUAAAUAGCGCCUGUUCAUGGGUGCGUGUGGGUAUCAAGAAUAUCAACUCGGAGGUGUUAUACUUUACGGUAUAAUGUUUCUCUUGAAAACAUUGUAUAUCUUCUGAAUCCAAAAACGGCUAUCACGAAGUGGUUUUAAAGCGGUUGUGUGUGCGAAAUGAGGCUUAUUCGUAAUUUCAUCUUAUUUCAGUUCUUCAAGUGGGCGGAUGAAUACCAAGCUAAUAAAACUGGAUCAAAAGAAGUAGGACUAAAGUCUUCAAGUAAACUGACUGUUUCAUCUCCUGACAGCCUUAUGUCUUUCCUGAAAAGCCACGUAAGUUGAAACAUUUUUUGGUUGUUCAGAGCAGAGUGUAAUACUGUGGCUUGUUUUUGCUGGCCUUCGCUGACGCUGAAUGGUUUCAAGUAGCUGCAAAAUAAUAAUGUUGACGAUGACUAUGGUAUUGAUGUCAGAUGAUGAUGAUGAUGAUGAUGACCGUAAAAAUUUAAUCUAUAAUCCAGAGCAUUAAACGACUUCCUUGCGUUGAUUUCAGAAUGUAGCGUUUUACUGUGAAUGCCAUCUGAUAAGGAAGCAUACGGACAGUGGAGGGAAGUUUGGGGCCUCAAAAACGAAGGUACCAAAUGAAAUUUUUUGCGUCCUCUCUUUCUGCGGGUUUAAAUGUAUCUUUUUCUUUGGACGGGACGAAAAACUGCCUUGCUUACGCUAAGACAAACUUAACAGCAUUUGACACACGUACAAAAACCCACUGCCUGGCCAGUACCUAACGCAUGCGCACAGCCAUAUCAUCCGGGCAGUGGCAGCUAUAGACAGCUAUUUUGCCCGUAUCAGGGCUCAUCAGCAUGGCAUAGCCAUCAAACCUUAUCCAAGUAAGGUUUCAAAAGAAAGAUCGACUAAAUGAAUCGAAUGUUUUCUCCACGGCAUAUUUCAUUGCAUUCACGAAUUAAAAACGUAUUCUUUUGCAGAAGUGGGGGAAAAAGAGAAACAGUGAUCUUGAAAACAAGAAGAAAGGACUUUACCUGGAACUACCCCGAAAAGAGCAUUCGUCGACUUACUCAAAGGGUGAGUUCAAGCUACCACAGGAGCAGUAUACUUAAGCGCUACUAUGAUGCGCUUAUACAAUAGUUGGAUUCUGAUUAAACCUGAUACCGGUAUCGUCGACAAUAGGCAGAUUUAGCGCGGGAAAAGUUUGAACGAUGCUACUUAAUUUGCCGCUUUGCCAUUGGUCAAUUUGGGUUAGCUUUGUCGCUUAGCUUAAUGUGUUAUAUGACUUAAGGUGAUUCCCUGGUUUUGCACUGCGCAUCUCUUACUGCGCAUAACAAGAUGGCCUCCGUAAAAAAGAGCAUGUGAAGUAACAUUACUAAAAUGAAGCUGACCGAAGAGAAACGCUAUUGCAAUUUUUGCUCGCGGUUGUUUCUUGUCGAGGUGAGACUCAGUGUGGUGGGAAUGUGCAUAACGUAAGCAGUACGCGUGAUGCUGAGUUCGACUUCCUCACGGAGAACCUCGUUAGUGGAUGUUUAAUUUGUGCUUAUUCACUUUGAUUUUCAUUUAAACGCUUUCUUUAUCACAUUGUGUCCUAAAUGUGAUAUCUCGAUGUAAAUUCUGUAAAAACGGAUUUUUUAGUACUUUCUUCCCCUUUUCGCAUACAUUCUAAUUGAAACUCGCCCCAGUCCUCUCUCAAAAAUCAAGGAAAAUGCAUUUGGUGCGCACUUUCUGCAGCUCUACCGCAAAAACGAGUACGGUGACCCCCAUUUUUUAUUUCAUGAUUUUAAUAAGGACAGUGCUUCCUUUCGGUGAGAAAAAAAUUGGCACAAAUCUAUGUUCAGUUUUUUGGCAAGUUUACUAAAUUGUACGGAUUGAGCUAUCACGUGUCGAAUAGCGCGUGUCCAAUUUAAUUCUACUUUGGAGCGUAAAGUAAAAACAAGGGCAUUAAAAGGCAUUUUUCUAGUACGUAAGUGGAUAAACAAUACAUUAAAGUCAAAUUCUGUGCGAUACCAUAUGCAUCAUUGAAAAAAUCUUUCCUUUUUGUCUAGUUUUGGGCUGCGCGCGGUUUAUGUCAAAGGGUCCAAAAUAGCCGUAUUUGUCGGCAUUGUGACGUCAAAACGAGCACGGUGACCCCCACUUUUUAUUACCUUUUUAUCAUCUUCUUGACUUAUUGCAUCAGUGUACCAAGUUUCAUCUAAAAUCUAUGUUAGGUUCUUUUACUAGGGAAUCACCUUAAGAAAGAUAAGUCUCCCCACCCGAUCAGUCCACGCUUGCUCGAGAAACCUUUACACAGUCAACUGUUCCUAAGACAAAUAUCGUUGGGACAGGCGCUAAAUAUUUAUGCUAGAGAGGUAUUUGCCUUGUAAGGAGUCAAGGAAAAGGGCUUAAUCUGCAGGAAUGAAGCGACAAACUCCCAAUGUCCGUUUUUAAGCGAUGUCACUGUGGACAAUUCGUAACUACCAACAGAGCGUUUCAACAUUGUUGCGACAUUGUUUCGAAUUGUUCCAACAGUGUUCCAACAUUGUACAGCCCGGAAAAUCGUCGUUGCUAAUCGUCUCAUGUAACAUCAGUUUAAGGUUUUAGAAAAAAAAAAGGUGUUUUGUUAUGAUAGCUGUAUGUAGCUUGUGCAUCAUUUAUUUGUAGAUGACAUCUGGAUCAUAUCAAAGAAGCUUUCUUUUGAUCAAGAGUCAACAUUCAUAGCAAGCAGUGUUUACUAUGGUCCGUCCUCUAGUGGAGAGCUAGAAAUCACACCAAUCAGGUUUGAAAUCGCUUUCUUUGCGUGACUGUAAAAACACCAUUUAAAAGGUCGAUGACCUAUACUUUGUCCCUUAACGUGGUGGGGAGGUUUGCGUCCUUGAAGGUGUACCAAUUGGGACCUCAGUCCGUGGUGGGUUCAACCGUGCUGGGCAGAGUUUGGAUAUAAGACAAGACGAAUUCCAUAGCCUGGUCCUCCAGGUUGGGGUUGAGCGAUGGGUUAAUGACCUAUGCCGUAAAAACGUCUCAUUACUGAAACCGGACAAACUUUUUGAGAUAGCAUGCAGACCAACAACUGUGGAGGCCUUAUGCGCAACAGAGUAGCAGAUCAACAAAAGGCCGACGACUGACACAAACCGUAAAGAAAGAUGAACCAUUUCUUUUGGAGAAAAACCCACCCAUGUAAUACAAUGCAGACGUGUCAGUCAAAUUGUGGAGCGUUACAUAAACAAUGGGAAAGCAGUCAGUCUUCCCAGUCUGCCUCCUUCCCAGGCUUUCCCAAGGCUUAGCGGAGAGCAUAGGACAAGCGAGAAGCGCGAGAGCUGGAGCCAAGGGAAAAACUCGAGAGGGGGAUGAUGGGAACGAGCUUUCCUUAAUAAUUAAUUCAAAUAUCCCCCAAAAAAGGAUUACGAGCGAAUGGGGACGAGUCAGCUUGGUGAGUUGACUCAAUAAUCUUGUUUGGAGUCAAUUCCUGUAUAAGCAGAAACAAAAGAAACCAAGACAAAGCAAUUAAAUUUAGCUGUCUUUUCUAUGAUUCAUACUAACUAAAUCAGCUUUAGUGACCGCCUUUUAGCCAACUGUUGGAACGCUAGUCUGUUGAACGAGAAGUCGUGGGUUUCAUCCCCAAGGCCCGGUUAAGCUCAGGGUUUCAAAAUAACCCAUUAAAAAUGGGCCUUUGAUUGGCUCAUAUACCCACGUAGAAAUGAUGGUCCGGUCUCCAAUAAUUAGUACCUCGCGCUUAAACAUUCACUCUGAUUUUUUUCUCACAUCAGUGUAAACUGUAACCCUGCCUUUUGGUUUUUUCUUAACAACUACAUGUUUUUUAUCUCCUAACAUUUCAGUGGUUAUUCGCCUUCAAAUUGGACAAGUGGAGGUAAGUCCCCAGGAACUUGUUAGAGAAUCCAAUGGUCGGUUUGUUACCUUACGUUUACUCGAAGGACAAACAAAAGCAAAUAUAUAAAAACGACCUGGGACUUACAAAAAAUGACUAAGGUUUUUCUUGUGGUCGACAAUUGUGGCACAAAACGACACAUGCACAGUUCAUAUUGUGUAUGAAGCACAUUCAGUAUUGUUUCUUUAAUUUAUGUCGUUGAUUACUGUUUCGUUGUUGUGUUUAACACAGAAACCGUUCAUGCCUUGAUGGCUUGCAAUGCUGGCACAGAACUGACCUGUAUCAGUAAUAUUGAGGAACAUGUCAAACUACAGAACAUGCCCGUACUAUCUUACAUUCUACAAAGGUGGGUUUAAUUCCGAAGAAUUUUCUCUUUCGAAAUUGUACUGAGCUGUUUUUCAAAGACAUCAGUCGCUGGGGCAUGCGUAGUUCAGAUUUUGGAGCUGCCUAUAAUGUCUGCUAUUUCUUAUUAACAGGGGAGCAGGGAUGGCGCAGUGGUGAGAGCACUCGCCUCCCACCAAUGUGGCCCGGGUUCAAAUCCCGGCGUCGACGCCAUAUGUGGGUUGAGUUUGUUGUUGGUUCUCUCCCUUGCUCCGAGAGGUUUUUCUCCGGGUACUCCGGUUUUCCCCUCUCCUAAAAAACCAACAUUUCCAAAUUCCAAUUCGACCAGGAAUCAGGUAGACGAAGAACCACUAUGUGGAUGUGCUACCUGCAAAUCGUUAUUUAUUUAUUUUAUUUAUUUAUUUAUUUAUUAUUGGGGCACAUGUGGCAAAACCCGAUCUCGUGAUGGUACCCUACUAAAGGAUCGCUGAAGCGGCUGUGGGUGAAAGAUUUUUCUAGUUGUAAACCCUUAUCACUCUUAAACUGAAGGUCUCCUACUCUUGUAUAGCCAGCAGGCUAACCCAUAGGCUAACCCAUAUUCUUCGAAUCGGACUUAACCUCGUGUGUAAUUCUGGAUUCUGCAAGAUCUGGUAUUAUUAUAUGGCUGAAUCCUCGAGCGGAUGAAAUGAAGUGAAUCCUGCGUUCUGAUUGGCUACACUCGCGGGUAAGAUGGACCCAUCUUUCCCGCUCGGGAUAUCCCGCGUUUGGUCCUGCAAGAAAUAGGUUUCUUGUCAACCAUACAAUAAAUCCCUUAUUGACUAAGCUCCUUCGGUCAAUAUGGCUGUAUGUUAACCUCUUUCUUUUUCUUUUGUUGCGUUUUUAUUGACCUCGACUUUCGUUUCGUUCUGGAAGAGAACGUGUAAUUUUUCUGCUUAAAUUCGUGUCGAAACAAUCGGUUACCGAUUCUACUACCUUUGAAUUUUGUAAAGCCUAAGUGUUGUGUGACUAAACCUGGGAACAGGAACGUCACAAUAAAAGUACUAUACAGAAUGCAUAGUUUGUUUUCUUGUGAUUAUGUUGCAGAGAGCAGACAGUUGAACCGAACGUACGAAACACAUCUCGAACGUCAUCCUUUGUUCCCCCAAUGUUAACAACCUGCAGUAACCAACUGGAUCUUCCAUCAGAAGUAACGGUAAUUCAGCUUCAUUUACUUCCUGUUGUUGUAAUGUUUUUAAUUAUUUCGGCAUAUUUUUACAAUGAGUCUCUUUCUUUUGUUCUGUUUGCGUGCAGGAAAGCUUAGCAGAGGAAAUGAUAGCUCGGUUUGAUUUAAACAAGGUACGUCGCGAAUGCUUACUUUCCAUAUUACCAUCAACAUCAUAAUAUUAUAUAUAACAAGAGUGCGCUUUUUUUUAGUUAUUAGAGAUGCAGAUCACCUUAUCGUUUCUUUUCUCUUUUCUUUUUCAUAAGCACCAUCAUUCUUAGUUAUCUCCUGAUAAAUUAAAAAAAAGAAUCAACGCAGUGCGCUAGAGCCUCAACUUUGUCUUCGUGGAGCUGCAUGUCUUUAAGCUGCAAUAAAACGCGCAACAAAAACCUGCAAAACGAGUUGAAUAGCGAUGUUUGCCUUUUACCACCCACGAAUCAAACCUGUUAGGCAACAAAUCAGAGAAAACCUUCUGAUUUUGUGAUUUAUUCAUAUCUAUAAGUCAGUGCAUUUACAACAUUUGAAAGGAAUGCAAAGGUAGGGGUGUGAAAGGGGUACCAAUUCUCGAUAGAGGGUACACGAAAGGGGUGCUUUUUCUGUCAAAAAUGCCGUAUAAAAGGGUAAGGAGUUGGACCUCGGAGCGGAGCCUCCCCGAAGAAAACUUUGUCGAGUACUCGCCGGGUAUGCGAACAUAGGAUACUAAGUGGUUACCGAGGUUCAGUCAUUUUUUCGUCAUUCUAGGACCAAGCAACCGCGCUUCUGUCAUGUGCAAGAAUGUUCAACUCGUCAGUGGAUAUAACUUCUCCCUUCCCGCCAGUUUGUUUGAUUCACGGUAAGUUCACACUUGUGCUUUAUUUCCCCUUCUUGCUUUCCCAUAGCCUGUGUCCUUUUUGGUUUAGUUUAGUAAUGUCUGGAAUGACUGGACAGCCGACAAUUUGAUUAACCAUAAACGACUGUUUAACUGUGACAAUGAUCGGAACGCACCAAUGUCAUUACGAGUCUUCACAGCCAAUGACGUCACGGCUUAACUGACAGGGCAUCAAUAACGUCGCGACUUAAUUGACCAAUCAGGUCAAUGACGAGAGUUUAAUACCAUCAAUUGACGUAAUACAAGUCACUUUGACUCUGAAGAUGACUACCGCACAGGUUGUCGAAACGUCAGUCACUGUCAACAACAACAGUCCUGUCCAGGACUACGUUCACCCGGACGAUCACACUCAAACUACUUUUGAAAUGACUCCUGGGUUCAAACCUUUCACAGUUUAACAAUUUCUUCUCAGUAUUUCCCCAAAAUUAUCAUACUUUUGUUUUUGUUUACCAUUAGGAGUAUUUGGCGCAGGAAAAAGCUUUCUUCUUGCUGUCGCUGUUCUAUAUCUAGUAGAGUUAUUUAAAGUCCGCGAUUCUCUCAAUAACCAGAGGUAUGGUUAACUUACUUGUAUGUGAUGAGUCUCCUUUAAUUCCUUUUGAGAAGUAUCGUCGCUUUAUACUACAUCGUAAUUAAGGCGCCUGGUUAUUUAAAUUCUUAUGCUGUUUCUCUUGAGGAAGUCAGAAACGAUUGAAGCCAAGACUUGCUCCCUCAGAAGAACUUAUUCAGCUCAUUCAAAGACUUGCUUAUCUCUGUUGGCUUCCAUUCAGUUCAGGGAAACUUUAAAUAAUCCUAAAUCAGUGCUAUAAAUCUUUUACUUACCUAAAAGAGCACAGCAAAAACGGGUCCUGUGAAUUUUCAAUAAGACCAUCUGGCCUAAGCGAACCAGUGACGCUCAAGAGGUCAUUUUUUCGUAGAUGUUAACUUUGCCAACUGAUGCAGUGAAUUCUGUCUGUGGCGUAUUUUUACGUGCCUACGCGCGUACUCAGGCAAAAAUCACGUGACAGUGGAAAUCCACCCUCAGAGGACACCUCCCUAAAAGGGUCGCAGACAGUUACUCCGGGGUGAUAUGGUUGUGCGCAUGCGUAAGGUAAUGGCCAUACCGCAAAGUUGGUACGUGUGCUCCAGUGCUAAAAUUGGCACAGUUACUUCCUCUGAUUAGUCAGCCAUCUUCUUCGAUUCCAGAAGAAGGACUCCUCUCUAACGCGUACUCUAUAUGCGGAUUCCAAGGGUGUCCUUCUUAGAGAAUGGUAUCACGAAAACCAGCAUUUCAGUGAUAUAAUAUCUUGCUUGUUGUUCUUUAACAGUACUACUCAAUCUCAGCUAAAGAUUCUGGUUUCCUCAACAACAAACGUCGCCGUGGAUCGGAUUCUAUUAGGGUAAGACUUAGCAUUCCUUCUGGUCAGCUUCAUUUAACAUAACCUCUGGACAGGAUCGUUUUCUUAACAGGUCGAUGCGUUUCGGGUCACGUGGACCAAGCGUCCGCCCGUUCGCCUCGAGGCGAAUUGACCGAGAAGGACUGGGAAAACGGCGUACAGGGACUAUACAACAGUUACAAUUUUUCGAAAAGAUGAAUUUUAGGCGCAAAGUGAUACUCUCACACAAGACGCUGAUAUCAUUGUGGCUGUCUCAUGACUGAGGCUUAGCACGGUAAAGCCAGAAACUUGCAAGCCUAACUUCGUAAAUUGUUUUACGGUUUGGUGGGGAGGGGGAAUAUGAGGGAGUAGCUUAUAUCCGGAAGCCCGGAAGCUUAUCGAUGGAGAAUAAAUAUUAAGCUGUUAGCUGACAAGAGGGGCUCACGAUCAUCGGGGAAGGAAUUGCUAAAAUUGGACUUUCGUUUUCGUUUGCAUCUUAAUAAGCAGGAUAAUUAAUUGGGAGCUUAAGCAAUAGGGAUCAAUUUAGGGUUCUGGAAAACUGCCCACCUACCCCUCCCCUAAGCCAUCAUUUUGCCCUAAGUGACAAUUAGGUGUUAAUGUUAGCUUAGGGGAGGGGUAGGUGGGCAGUUUCCCAGAAACCUAAAUUGAGCAACGACGACGACGACGGCAUCUUUACCGGCACCGCGUGACUACGAAGUAAAAGUGCCUAAGUUCACGUUUUGUGUAGGACGAGAACACAAGACAAAAAGUUUCUUUUUAUUUCCUGAACUUUGAUACGGUCUUUUAGAAUUCAACGCCAGAACAAUUUACUAACAUUUGACGAACUGAAGGAGAUGGAACAAGGGCGAAAAAUUUUGAUGCAGCGCGAAUUCACUUUUUAAGCGACGUUCUCGUAGCCGUCGCUGUUGUUGUUGCCUAAGCUCCCUAACUGCGACAAAGGAGGGCAUAUUACAGAAAGCUGAAAACAUGCGGGUGAAGUCACUUAGAGCAAAAAAGAAUGAAGCUUAUAUAUAUGGGUAAUUUAUAAUCAUUUAAUGAUUUAUUCCCGUACAGACUGUUGGAAUUGGGUUUCGAUGAAUUUGUUCGCGUGGGCAGCAUUCGUAAAAUCGCCAAACCAGUGUUACCUUACAGUGUGCACAGUACAGGAAGCGAUAGUCAAGAACUGAAAGAACUUCAAGCUUUACUCAAAACUGAACUGACACCAUCCGAAAGAACGUAAGUACUCACUAGUAGAAGAUUUGAACUCAAUUAGAAAAGUAGACCCAGUCGUCGUUCACUGUGGUCGUAGUCAAAUGUGUUGAAAGGUUGACACUCUUCAACUUUUAUAAUUGUCUCUUCCCACCCCACCCCCUGCAACAAUAGGCUGAUUUAGCGACAGAAAGGGAACGUCAGUUGACGACGGCGCGCGCAAGUCAAACAACUGGCUUGACCAAUGGAUGAGCGGCAAAUUGGGCCCCGGAAGUCGAGUUUAGUCCUUUCCGUGCACUCUCCCGUCGUCAAAUGACGUUCCCAUUCUAGUGCUAAAGCAGGCUAAUUUUUGACUUAACUGUACUCCUCAAUGCGCAUGUCAUCUGUGAUGCUCCAACAUUGAAAAAGGUUUUGGGUAGGGGGGGGGGGGGGGGGGUGGGGCAAAUCAACAAACCGGGUGUACCAAAGGGUGGGCGGCAAAUUGGGCCCCGGAAGUGGUGUUUAUUCCUUCCCUGGCCCCUCCCCCUCUGAAAAAGACCUUCCCAUUUUAGGGGAAAAGAAGGUUAAUUUUUGACUUUACUGUCCCCCUCAAUGGGGAUGUCCUUUGGGAUGCCCCAACAUUGAAAAAGGUUUUGGGGGGGGGGGGGGGGGGGGGGUGAGAAUACUUGAACGAAUAAUAACCUUUCCGUCCACUUUUGUAAAGAUUGUACUUUUUAAAAUUUUUUUCAACUUUGUGUUUUCUUCUAGCUACGUUCGAAAGAGCAUUGAACGACAUAAGUUGGGAGAAAAUAAAAAGGUGAGAACAACAACAAAAAACGCAAUUCAACUGUAUAUCUCUCUUCGAUAACACUGGUAGUCGUUGGUCGCAAUAACCUGACCGUUUUUGAACCCACAAGUAUUGGAAGCGUUUUGGUGAAAGAUGGUCGGUCGCCGACAACUUCCCGACUGGCUCGCCUAGCUCUCGGCUGGCUCUUGUGUUCCAUCACUCAUGUGAUGAUAUUAGUACACCACGUUUAUCAAAUAGCGCUUUCUACUUUGAUGAAGGUGUAAAUUUCUGAUGUUAGUUGUUCCCUUUUGUUGUCUUAACAACCCAUUCUUGACUUGAAAACUUGGAAGUGUCUAGUUGUGCAAAAUCUUGUUGUUUCUCUUUCUUUUUCAGAAAUUAUCUCAGGUUCGAGUGGUGGGUGUCACGUGUGCUGCCUGUGUGUUUCCUUGCCUGGAUAAGUUGAAGUUUCAAGUAUGUUGAGUGGCUAACUAUACUAGAGUCCUUUUGAUUCUGAGACGAGAACGGCUAAUAGUAAAUAGUGCUCACGCGUGAAUCAGCGUCAUUUUGGGGGGAAAAUGUUAAAAUAAUCGUUAUUCUACUAGGAGUGUUAGCUGGAAUGCGGUAGUGGGGAAAACAAGAUAUGAAAUAAUGGAAUUUUUAUCAUUUUGCGAUUUGGAGAAAGUUUAAGUUCCUUCAAUAAAAAUAACCAUGCUAACUUUUGUGCUGAAAAAGUACAAUGUAGCUUUCCGGGGUGUAUAUUAUUUGAGAAUACCGGAAAAACUUUUAUAUUAAGUCUCGUUCUCCUAGUCGUACUCGUUCUUGAAUUUAGACCUUUAGAUUCUAAGACGAGUACGACUAGGAGAACGAGAUUUUCUCAAUACUAGGUAGUGCGCUUGCGUGAACCAGCGUUAUUUUGGCGGGAAAACUUGGUAGCCCUUGUCAUUCUACCACGAGUUUUAACGAGAAUGUCUUGUUAGCGGACACAAGUUACAAUGAAGCUGUCCGGCGUGUCUAUUAUUUGAGAAUACGCGAAAAACUUUAAGUUAAAUCUCGUAUUCGUCCUCUUCCUCGAAUCUAAAGGUCUCUAUUAUCUCAGUUAUGACUGAAUACGAAGCCCUUAGAGCAACGUUUGUUCAAAUGUAAAACCUUGUCAGCCAACCACAUUCUCAUCUCAUCGUUAUAUCAAAGUUUUGUCCAGAAACUGUCUAGAGCUGAUGUAAGAUGUACUCACAUUUUAAAAAGGGUUUUAACUCGUCUAGACAUCGUCUUGUUCUGAAAAGAUUGAAUUUGUUCGAUCCGCUCUGUUAACUUCUUUAACCCUGCGCAUGCUCAGUUUAUCUCCUUCUUUAUUUUUAAUGAUGCGCGUGGAGCACCAUGGGUACGAAAGAGUGACAUGUAUGCGCAAAAUUUUGGUUGUCACGUGGCCGUCCCUGCGUGCCUUCGUCCAAACAUUUUUCACACAGGGCAACCAAUCUGCCAUGGGACGUAGACUUACCCAGACAUGCUAAGUUGUUUAGAGAAUAUUGUUAGGAUUGGACUUGUCAUUAUCUUAUGAUAUUUAUCACAUUUAUCUAACUGAUAGAUUCUACUCCUGGAUGAAUGCAGUCAAAUGACAGAACCAGCCUCUCUUCUACCCAUGGCCAGGUGAUGUUCUCAAACAAAUCUUUGAUCUUUAUCCAUAUCCUAGAUGGACGACAAAGAAAAUGAAAUCUGUCCUUUUGAAGUGGAACCUUACUGAAUGUAUUUAGUCUGCGUGUGGUUCUUGUGGUUUCACGUUUCCAAUAACAUUUUUUUUUUCUUUCCAAUUAGAUUUGAAUGUCAGAAACUUGUCCUGGUUGGUGACCCAAAAGUAAGUAGACAUUAAGGCCGCCAUCCUUCACUCUAUCCAACAUUCCCGCUCGAGGUCCUCCAGUUGGGCUCUUCCGUACUCGAUUCACCCCGUCAAUCACUUACAGGACAAGAUCACCAUGCCGUAGGCUAUGACUAAGCCAGACUCGCUAUCUUGUUUUGAUAACAGAUGCCCUCUACUCACCGAAACCCCUCAAUACUUCUUUGUUACAGACUUUGUCAGACUAAGAAAUGUUUAAGACCUUCCUCCGCAUAUAGCUUCAUUAUAAGCAGGUCAAACUCUCCUGUCCAAAUCUAAGUUGCAUGCAUAUCUCCUCUCGUAGAAGUAUUUCGCAAUGAAGACUAACCUUGAUUUUUCUUAUUUAUCUAUCAAUUCAUUUGUCCUGGCCUCUUUUGAAACCUCAGUUCCCUCAGGCAAUCUCUAGUUUUUGUCUUUCUUUGUUGGUUCAGUCGCGUUCUAAAUGGUAACAUUUCCUGUAAGAGAAGUUGAUAUAGAGAGACGUUGUGAGCGCAAAUAUCUAAAUAGUGUAAAUACAAUAAUUAUCCUGACCUUGUUCUUAUUUAGCAAUUGAGUCCUACGAUUCAAGGUUCGGAGCCUGAACACGAAGCUGGCCUUGAGCAAACUUUGUUUGAUCGACUUAUGAAGAUGGUAAGUUUACCUGGAUGGCGUAGAAAAUAAUAUAUAGGCUUAACACAUCUAUAAAAAUCAACAGUGUCAGUAACGUAAUAAUAUCAAUCAAAAAACAGAGCCUGUGCUUAUCCAUAACGCAACAGUCAAACACGAUAGAGAUCACGCGCUUAUCACGAACUUAACAAUCAAGCAAAAAAUUGAGCACGCUCUUAUCAAACACCAGUUGAGGAGCUGCAAACAUUUUAACCAUUUUACUAAUGAACAGUUACGACUUAUCGGUAUUUCGAGUAAUAAUACCGCCAGCUGUCCCCUUUGAAACACAAAAUAGACCGCGCGCUUAUUACUAACGUAACAACUAAAGGAAGAACAGCAUGCGCUUAAGACUAAAUAAACCAUCAAACACAAAAUAGAGCUUGCGCCUAUCACUAACACAACAAUAAAACACAAAACAGACUGUGUGCUUAUCACUAUCAUAACAAUCAAACACAAACACAGCGUAAUGUAUCACUAACGUAGCAAUGAAUUACAAAUAUAGUAUGCGCUUAUCACUAACGUAACAUACAAAUACAAAACAGAGCGUUCGCUUAUUACUAACGUAGCAAUAAAGUGUAAAUAAAGUGUGCCCUUCUCACUAACCUAACAAUCAAACACAAACACAGCGUACUUCAUCACUAACGUAGCAAUAAAGUACAAAUAUAGUUUGGACUUCUCUCUAACGUAACAGUCAAACACAAACACAGCCUGCUUCAUUGCCAACGUAGCAAUGAAGUAAAAAUAUAACUGUUAUCACUAACAUAGGAAUCAAAUGCAAAACAGAGGGUGCCUUUAUCACUAACGUCACAAUAAAGUACGAAUAUAAUGCGCGCUUCUAACUAGCGUAACGAUAAAACACAAAACAGAGCGUGUGCUUAUCACUAACGUAGCAAUAAGGUACAAAAAUAGCGUGCGCUUAUUACAAACGUUACAAUAAAGCACAAAACACACCGUGCACUUAUCACUAACGUAACAAAGAAGUACAAAUUAAGUGUGCGCUUCUCAAUAACGUUACAAUCAAACACAAAACAGAGCGUGCACUUGUCACUAAGGUAACAAUAUAGUACAUGAAAUACAAAACAGAGCGUGCGCUUAUCACUAACGUCACAAUGUAGUACAAAUAUACUGUGCGCUUCUCAUUCGUGUAACAAUAAAACAAAAAACAGAGCGUACGGUUAUCACUGUUGUAGCAUUGAAAUAAAGUUCAAAUAAAGUGUUCGCUUCUUACUAACGUAAAAAUAAUAAAGCACAGAACAAAGCGUUCGCUUAUCACUAACGUACCAAUAAACUACAACUAUAGUGUGCGCUUAUUAGUAACGUAAAAAUCAAAUGCAAAACAGAGCGUGCGCUUAUCACUAAGGUAGCAUUAAAAUACAAAUAUAGUGUGCGCGUAUCAAUAACGCAACGAUCAAACAAAAACACAGUGUGCUUUAUCACUAACGUAACAAUGAAGUACAGAUAUAGUGUACAGUUUUCACUAACGCUACAAUCAAACACCAACACAGCUUGCUUGAUUGCUAACGUAGUAAUAAAUUACAAAUAAAAUGUUACCUUAUCAGUAAAAUAACAAUCAGAUACGAAACAGAGCGUGUGCUUAUCACUUACGUAGCAAUGAAGUACUAAAAUAGUUUGCGCUUAUCACUAAAGUAACAAUAAAAUAGAAAACAGAGCGUGCGCUUAUCACUAUUGUAACAAUGUAGUACAAAUAUAGUGUGCGCUUAUCAAUAAAGUAAAAAACAAAUACAAAACAGAGCGUGCGCUUAUCACUGAGGUAGCAAUGAAGUGCAAAUAUAGUGUGCACUUCCCAAACACAAAACAAAGUAUGCGCUUAUCACUAAUGUUGCAAUCAAGUGCAAAACACAGCGCGCGCCUAUCACCAAUGUAGAAAUAAAGCUCAAAUAUAAUGUGCGCUUCUCACUGACGUAACUAUAGAACACAAAACAGAGCGUGCGCUUAUCACUAACGAAGCAGUAAAAUACAAAUAUAGUGCGCGUUUGUCACUAACGCAACAAUAAAAUUGAAAACAGAGCAAGCUCUUAUCACUAACUUGUCAAUGUACUACAAAUAUAGUGUGAGCUUAUCACUACCGCUAAAAUCAAUUACAAAACAAAACGUACGCUUAUCACUGACGUAAUGGUAAAGUACAAAUAUAGUGUUCGCUUCCUACUAACGUAACAAUAAAGCACAAAACAGAGCUUGGGCAUAUCACUAACGUAACAAUGUGAUGUACAAAGAGUGUGCGUUCAUCACUAACGUAACAAUCAAAUACAAAACAGAGCGUGCGCUGAUCACUAACGUAACAAGGAAGGACAAAAUAAUAUAGUGUUCGCUUGUCAUUGACGUUACACUCAAACACAAAACAGAGCGUCCGCUUAUCACUAAAGUCGUAAGGAAGUACAAAUAUAUUGUGGGCUUAUCGUUAACGUAAGAAUCAAAUACAAAACAGAGCGUACUCUUAACACUAACCAAACAACGUAGUACAAAUUUAGUGUGCGCUUAUCUCUAACGUAACAAUCAAAUACAAGACAGAGCGCGCGCUUAUCUCGAACGUAGUAAUGUAGUACAAAUAUAGUGUGCCCUUCUUACUAACGCAACAUUAAAACACAAAACAGAUUAUCCACUUAUCACUAACGUAGCAAUAAAGUACAAAUAUAGUGUGCGCUUAUUACUAACUGUAACAAUCACCUGACCAAAACAUAGCGUGCGCUUAUCACUAACGUGCAAAUAAAGUAAAAACAUAGUGUGCACUUAUCAGUAACUUUACAAUCAUAUUCAAAACAGAGCGUGCGCUUAUUACUAACGUAACAGUGUGGUACAAGUAUAUAGUGCGCUUAUCACUAACGUUACAAUCAAACUCAAAACAGAGCGUUUGCUUAUUACUAACGUAGUAAUGAAGUACAAAUAUAGUGUGCACUUAUCGGGAACAUAACAAUCAAGACCAAAACAGAGCGUUCGCUUAUCACUGACGCAGCAAUAAUGUACAAAUAUAGGAUGUCCUUAUCAUUAACGUAACAGUCAAAUACAAAACAGAGCGUCCACUUCUCACUAACGUAACAAUCAAAUACAAAACAGAGCGUGCGCUUAUUACUAAUCUCGCAAUGGAGUACAAGUAUAGUUUGCGCUUAUUACUGACCUAACACUCAAACACAAAAUAAAGUAAGCGCUUAUCACUGACGUAACAAUUAUCACUGACUAACAAUCUAUCAAUCUAUCAAUCAAGUACAAAACAGAGCGCGCUCUUAUCAAUAACGUAGAAAUAAAGUGCAAAUAUAGUGUGCGCUUAUCACUGACAUAACAAUCAAACACAAAACAGAGUGUGCGCUUAUUACUAGUCUCGUAAUGAAGUACAAAUAUAGUAUGCGAUUAUCACUAACGAAGCAAUAAAAUACAAAUAUAGUGCGCGUUCAUCAUUAACGCUAAAAUCAGUUACAAAAACAAAACGUGCGCUUAUCACUGACGUAAUGGUAAAGUACAAAUAUAGUGUUCGCUUCCUACUAACGUAACAAUAAAGCACAAAAUAGAGCGUGGGCAUAUCACUAACGUAACAAUAUGGUGUAAAAAGAGUGUGCGUAUAUCACUAACGUAACAAUCAAAUACAAAACAGAGUGUCCACUUAUCUCUAACGUGGCAAUCAAGAACAAAUAUAGUGUGCUCUUAUUACUAACCGGAACAAUUACCUGACCAAAACAUAGCGUGCGGUUAUCAGUAACGUACAAAUGAAGUACAUAUAUAGCGUGCGCUUCUUACUGACGUAACAAUAAAACACAAAACAGUGCUGGUGCUUAUUACUAACGUUAGAAUGAAGCACGUAUAUAGUGUGCUCUUAUUGCUAACGUAACAAUCGAAUACAAAAUAAGGAAUCUGCUUAUUACUAACGUAAUAAUGAAGUACAAAGAUAGUGUGCGCCCAUCAUUGACGUAUUAUUCAAAUACAAAAAAGAGCGUGCGCUUAUCUCUAAGGUAACAAUGAAGUACUAAUAUAGUGUGAAUUUGUUAUUAACGUAACAAUCAAAUACAAAAUAGAGCGUACGCUUAACACUAACGUAACAAUGUAGUACGAUUAUAGUCUGCGCUUAUCGCUAACAUUACAAUCAGCACAGAACAGAGCGUGCGCUUAUCACUAGUCUAACGUAGUAAUGAAGUACAAAUAUAGUGUGCGCUUAUCACUAACGUAACAAUCAAAUACAAGACAGAGCGCGCGCUUAUCUCGAACGUAGCAAUGUAGUUAAGUACAAUAUAGUGUCCGCUUCUUACUAACGCAACCAUAAAACACAAAACAGAUUGUCCACUUAUCACUAACGUUGCAAUAAAGUACAAAUAUGGUGUACGCUUAUUACUGACCGUAGCAAUCACCUGACCAAAACAUAGCGUGCGCUUAUUACUAACGUAACGAUGUGGUACAAACAUAGUAUGCCCUUAUCACUAACGUUACAAUAAAACACAAAACAGAGCGUUUGCUUACUACUAACGUUGUAAUGAAGUGCAAAUAUAGUGUGCGCUUAUCACUAACGUAACAAUCAAAUACUAAACAGAGCGUUCGCUUAUCACUAACGUAUGCAAUUAGGUACAAAUAUAGUGUGCGCUUAUCACUAACGUGGUGAUGAAGUACAAACAUAGUGUGCGCUUAUCUCUAACAUAACAAUCAAAGCCAAAACAAAGCGUUCGCUUAUCACUGACGUAGCAAUAAUGUACAAAUAUGGUGUGUCCUUAUCAUUAACGUAACAUUCAAAUACAAAACAGAGCGUCCCAACAAUCACUUACAAAACAGAACGUGCGCUUAUCACUGACGUAACCAUGAAGUACAAAUAUAGUGUGCACUUCUUAUUAAGGUAACAAUCAACAGAGCAUGCGCUCAUUAGUAAUGUAGAAAUAAAGUAUAGAUAUAGUUUCCUUUUUACAGUAACAUAACAGUAAAACUCAAAUAAGAGCGUGCGUUUGUCACUAACGUUGCAAUGUAGUACAAAUAUAGUACGCUCUUCUCAAUAACGUUACAAUCAAUCACAAAACAGACCUUACACUUGCCACUAACGUAGCAAAGAAAUACAAAUAUUGUUUCCGCUUAUCACUAAAGUAACAAUCAAAUACAAAACAGAGCUCUCGCUUAUCACUACUGAACAAUGAAGUACAAAACAGCGCGUUUUCUUAUCGCUAACGUAGCAAUAAAGGACAAAUAAAGUGUGCGCUUUUCACCAACGUAACAUUCAAAUACAAAACAGAGCUUGCGCUUAUCAGUAACGUAACAAUGAAGUACAAAAAUAGUGUGCGCUUAUCAUUAACGUAACAAUCGAAUACAAAACAAAGCGUGCGCUUCUCUCUAACGUAGUAAUGAUGCAUGUACAAAUGUAGUGUGCGCAUAUCACUAACGGAACAAAAUACAGAACAGUGCGUGCGCUUAUCACUGACGUAACAAUGUAGUGCAAAUAUAGUGUGCGCUUAUCACUUACUUUAUAAUCAAACACAAAACAGAACGUGCGCUUAUCACUAACGUAGUAAUGAAGUGCGAAUAUGGUGUGCGCUUAUCAUUAACGUAACAAUCAAAUACAAAACAGAGCGUACGUUUAAUACUAACCUAACAACGUGGUACAAAUAUAGUCUGCGCUUAUCACUAAUGUAACAAUCAAACACAAAAUAGAGCGUGCGCUUAUUACUAAUCUCGCAAUGAAGCACAAGUAUAGUUUGCGCUUAUUACUGACCUAACACUCAAACACAAAAUAUAGUGUACGCUUAGGACUAACGCUACAAUCAAACACAAAACAGAGGUGGUGCUUAUUACUACCGUAGCAAUGAGGUACAAAUAUAGUGUUCGCUUAUUACUGAGGUAACACUCAAAAACAAAAUAUAGUGUGCGCGUUUCACUAACGUAACAAUCAAACACAAACAGAGCCUUUGCUCAUCACUCAAUUCACUAUAAAGUACAAAUAGAUUGUGCGCUUCUCACUAACGUAGCAAUGAACCAACAAAAUUGUGCUCCUAUCAUUAACGUAGCAUUAAAUUAAAAAAAUAUAGUAUGUGCUUAUUACUGACGUUACAAUCAAACGCAAAACAGAACGUUCCUUUAUAACUUGAGAAUGAAGCGUAAAACAGAGUGCGUGUUUAUCACCAACGUAACAAAGAAGUACAAAUAUAGUGUGGGCUUAACAAUAACAUAACAAACGGACACAAAGCAGAGCGCACCCUUAUCACUAACGUAAGAAUAAAGCGGAAAACGUAGUUUAGUUGGCGCUUAUCACUACUUUAAGAGUGAAACAUAACAGAUCGCUCGCUAAUCACUUAUGUAACAAUGAAACAAAACAGAACUCACGUUACAACUAAUCUUAACUUAGUGUGUGCGUUAUCAGUAACUUAACAGUCAAACACAAUGCAGCAUGCGCGCUCAUCGCUUACGCUAUAAUACAACAGAGCAGCGAGAUUAACAGUGACGUAACAAUCAAACAUGGGAACGAGACGCGCGCUUGUCAAUAACGUAGGGUCGUGAGUUCCUUUCUCACCUGGCGCGCUGAUUUUUUUCUGACCUUUCUGGGGGUUACAAAUCUUCUUCCUUUAAACACAAAACAAAGUGCGUGCGUCUCACCGACGCAUCAAACAAACCUAACACAGUGCGCGCGCUCACCACUAACACAACUAUUAACCCAACACAGAGUGCGCGCUCACCACUAACACAACUAUUAACCUAACACAGUGCGCGCGCUCAACGCUAACACAACUAUUAACCCAACACAGCGUGCGCGCUAAUCAAUAACGUAAGAAUGAACAUAAAACAGAAUGUGUACCUACCACAAACUUAAUUUUUGACAGAGCUUGAGGAAGCAACGAGUUCCUUAAUUAAGUAGUGUAUCGAAUUGUUGUCUUACAAGUAGCGAAAACGCGUUUAGCCCUUCAUUUUAUUUAUACAAACUAUGACUUUUUAUCAUUUGCUAUUUUCAGGGAUAUGAACCAACACUGUUAAGAACACAGGUAUUUUGCUCCAAAUAACCUUCUCAGCUGUCCUUCAGUUUCUUGUUGUCUGAGUUAGACUGUUACUCCAUGAUGUAUCUGCUAAGCAUUUUCACGCUGAGCGGAAAAACAAGAAAAGAAGUUAAACUUCUUACGCAAAGUUUGGCGUUUCUUUCACAGUCGCUAUAAUUCAGUGGUAUACGAUUGUCAAUCUGAAUUCAAUUGGGGGGUCGUCAAAUACGUGAAUUAAAUUUGAUUUUACGCAUCCUGAAGAAUCGAAUGUUUAUCGAAUGUUCCUACUUAAAACUACAUCAAGGAGGCAUUGAGUUACUUGGGAUAUUAGCAACUCCUCAAUAAAUUGCUACACUCCUUGUUAGCAAUAAUAACUAUAGUUUGCUUAUUUUUCAGUACCGUUGCCAUCCCGCAAUAAGUGCCAUAUCCAACAGGUUGGUAGUCUCUCCGCUAAAAUGUUUACUUAUUUACUAAUCACGCAAUUCUGUGUGAAGGCGUACAGGCUUUCUAUUCUGAUAGUUCUUAUCUCUUUCUUUGAUAUUUUGUUAACUCCCCCUAUAAUUUCCUGACUAACAAACUUUUGGACAAGACGUUUUCCGAGCACUCAACCAUCCGCACAUUUAUGAAGAAGAAUAUUUUCGCUCCGAACUUUCUUGAAAGACCUUCCGGAACAUUAGGUGGCAACAAUCCUCGAAAAAUUUUUACGUCUAUCGUAAAAGAUGCCCGCCCAAAAGGUGAUUGAAAGUCUUAUGUGUUAACUUGAUAACAAGCCUUAUCAGCAUUACGUUUUAAUACAUUUUUUCUAUUGGUAAAUAUGAAAACGAGAUUUGAUUUCUUUUAACAGGCUGUUUUAUGACAACAAACUUCUCGAUGGUGUAUCUGCUGAGGAUCGUUCUCCAAUAGUGGUUAGUGAAUUUGAUCAUUUCACAAAUAUUCUUAAAAGGGUUUAUAUUGUUGUGUUUACAACAAAGUUUUGUAGAGUAAAAGCAAAGUGGAAGAAACCUGCUAUGCACAGCCCUGGAGGUUUUCCAAAUCAAGCUUUCCAGUGGAUAGAUUCAUCCAUUUUUACGUCCUUUAUUGCCUUACGAUAGCUCGAACACGGCUGAUUAAUAUGACCAUUUUUUCGACCUUGACUGCCUUUACUAUCGUUCUAAAUAUUUUGUUCUGUAGAACCUUGUUCCCACUCUUUGCUUCUUCAAUGUGGCUAAAGGAAGGGAGAAAUGCGGCAAUGAUGGCAGCUACUACAAUGAGGAGGAGGUAAAAGAAAAUUGCCCACCCCCCCCCCUCCUAACCUGAUACGCUUAAUACGAGCAGCUGUUCUUGAGUAUGAAUGUAUUCUUAUAUUAUUAUUUACCAGUAACGCCUACCCUUCGAAGCCGAAGAUUGAUGGCGUUGGGUCAGCUAAAUAUUACGAAAAAAAGAAAAAUGCAAAGUACAUUUCUAGUUUACAGGACUGUGAUUGAAUGAGGAAACGGACUGUAUAAAUUUAGUUAAAUUAGUGUUGUCAAAGAGAGACUGAGGCAGACAUUUCCACUGAGUGAUUGUUCUAGGGUAGAAUGAGAGAAAGAGGGAAUGUCAAGUUUUCAUAUCAUUUUUGCCUCUGAUUUUUUUUGUUACUAUUGUGUUUGUAGGCGAAAUUUGUUGUGUUUCUCAUCGAAAGCUUGCUGAAGUCUGGGAUGCAACCAUCACAAAUAGGUAUGUACUGUGUCCAGCUCUGUGGGCGUGGUGUUAGUGUCAGUUUGGACGCCGUAUCAAGAAUUCAGGGUUCAAGCCCUGUCUGAGUGACUGUGUUGUGUUCUUGGCUAAUACACCUUACUCUCUCAUUGCCUUACUCUUGCACUCAGGUGUAUAAAUGGGUACCAGCGAAUUUAAUACUGGGGGGGUUUUUCGAUGGACAGGGGUACCGUCCGGGGGGGAAAGAAAUAUUCCUUUACGCUUCAUGCUACAGAAGAUCCAGCCUGAUGAGGCACUUGGCUCUAAUUCAAACUUACCUUGCCUACCUAGUGUUGAAGAAGCCUUGAAGAUACAUACAGUUUCAGAAUUUAACUUCUAACUUCUCAUCAACCCAAACACAAACUAGACACUGGGCAGAUUUUAAAUUCUGUUAUUAUGCCCUCUGAUAAAAAUUCAAUAGAGCAGUACUAAAGCUUGUCGUUAAUGCUUUCGUGUCACCUUUCGUUUUUUAAUUGCACUACUUUGUGGUUUUCUUUAGGAGUGAUUACGCUGUACAAGAGUCAGCUUCGCACAGUAGCCAGCCAAUUAACAGCAUCUGGGUAAGAACGUUUAAAUGCAGAGUUGCGAUUCAUUAAUAACAUUGCGCUCAUCAUCUGACACAUCAUCUCACUUGAGAAAAAUUGUAAUGUUUAAAAGGAACUAAGAAUAUUCAAUCAUAAUACUUAAAUAAGGACAAUGUUAUAAGAAUGGGAUCAAAAAUCGCAUUAUAUUGAUCAAUAUGCAGUUGAAUGCGAACAAUGGGGGAAACGGUCCCUUGAAUACUAACUGUAUCCGCUGUGCGGAGUGCUGUCUACAGUCUAUCCCAACAAAUCUAACAAAUCUUAACUUUUAUUUGCCGUACAUUGUUUCUGCAGGACUACUUCUCAUGCGGAGCUCAAAGCAAUUCAGGUGAAUACCGCAAACGUUUCUACAUUAAGAAAGGGUUGUUGCUGACAAAUGGGCCUUCCGGUCUUUGCUAUUGGUCACCUUUAUUGUCAUUUAUUGAGUACUCGACAAGUAUUAAGCCCUAGUUGAUCAGUGGGUGGGUUCACACUAGGACUUGGACUUCAAGGUAGUUACCCACCGGAUAGGUGUUUUGACUACAAGUACUCGACAAGUAUUAAGUCCUAGUCGAUCAGUGGGUGGGUUCAUACUAGGACUUAGACUUAAAGGUAGUUACCCACCAGAUAGGUGUUUUGACUACAAGUACUCGAAAAAUAUUAAGUCUUAAUCGAUCAGUGGGUGGGUUCCUACUAGGACUUAGACUUCAAGGUAAUUACCCACCGGAAAGGUGUUUUGACUACAAGUACUCGACAAGUAUUAAGUCCUAGUCGAUCAGUGGGUGGGUUCACACUAGGACUUGGACUUCAAGGUAGUUACCCACCGGAUAGGUGUUUUGACUACAAGUAGUCGACAAGUAUUAAGUCUUAGUCGAUCAGUGGGUGGGUUCACACUAGGACUUGGACUUCAAGGUAGUUACCCACCAGAUAGGUGUUUUGACUACAAGUACUCGACAAGUAUUAAGUCUUAGUCGAUCAGUGGGUGGGUUCACACUAGGACGUAGACUUCAAGGUGGUUACCCACCGGAUAGGUGUUUUGACUACAAGUACUCGACAAGUAUUAAGUCCUAGUCGAUCAGUGGGUGGGUUCAUACUAGGACUUAGACUUAAAGGUAGUUACCCACCGGAUAGGUGUUUUGACUAGUGAUUUUUACCAGGGAUUUUCUGUGAUCGUUUUGACUGCCAAGCUCCUCACAGUGGCAUUUCUUCACAACUGAAACUGGUAGUCAGCGACAAAUAGUCCAAAAAUAAACAAAACAACAACAAUUUUCCAUAGUUUGUACUCCUAUCGACCAUGCAAAUGACGUCAAAAUGUUCAAAACUCCAAGUGAAACCACAAGCGUCAAGGGAAUGGUGUCACUGCAAUAAUUGAUCGAUAGGAUAUAUAGUUUUUGGCGUCCAUUUCCGUUGAGAUUUCUCGGAAAACCUCGCGUACAAGAAGACAAAAACAAACUGUGCGAUCAUGACGUCAUUUCCGUAAUCUACUAUUAUCGACCAUAUCUCUCGACCAAUCAGUGCGCGAGAAAUCACACUGUUAUUGUAAAAUUAUUUUUUGCUCUCUUCUUUUGAACCAGAUAUCAACUGUUGAUGCUUUUCAAGGCGGAGAGAAGGAUGUUAUUAUAUUGUCCUGUGUUCGUACAGAUCACAUUGGAUUCAUUGACUGUGACAAGUACGUUUGGUUGCUAAACCCAGUAUUGUAUAUCUUGUGUUAGGUAGUCAACCCUACCUAAGGCCGAAUUCGUUGUGGCUUACACUAAGUCUACUUGCUCAAAAAGUGUUUGCCGUAUAGAAAGCCAAACACGAGAAGAACGGAAGAGUGUCGAUGACGUUCAGAUUAUGACUUGCGAGGGGAAUGGGGCAAGCGUGGGGUCCCUGUUCAAUUAGGAUUAGAAAUGUGUUCAAUUUUGCUAAAUGUAAGAAAUUCUUUCCUUUUUUUAUCUUAGACGCAGCAAUGUUGCCCUAACAAGAGCGAAGAGGUUUGUACCAGCUUUUUCGGUGAUCUUUACUUUGGUUUAUCCUUGUCUUUUUUGACGGUCCUUCGCGUUUGUCUUUGUCUUGUUUUCCUUAAGGGAUAGAUACUGCUCGUAAGCUGGUUUUUGUUUCUUCCCAGGCAUUUGCUUAUUGUUGGCAACCUUAAAAUGCUGUCUUGUAACGCUGUAUGGGGCAAAGUCAUCGAACACUGUGGAAGUAAGUUGCUUAUUCCCCCCCUUUUUUUUCAUGAUAUAAUCAGGCAAAAUCUUCUCAGUUCCCAUUAUAGCCUUCGAUUCAUGCCAAUAAAGUACGGAAAAAAUAGAUCACUAUAGCAGGCUUGAAAUAAGAUCUUGUUCCAACCAGAUCCCACCCCUCCCUCCUUUGUAAGUCAAAUGGUCGGCCACUAACGUGUGUUCUGGGUCAUGGCAUAUGACAUCUUCCUACUUUCAUAGACUCAUCUUUUGUUCAAAAAAAGCUUUUAGUCAGUUAGAGCAGCAUAGGACUUUCAGCAAUGGCGAAGAUUGUUCAACCGGUUGAAAUACCUUGGAAGCGAUUACCAAGGAGACGCGUGGUAAGGGAUCCAUUCUCAUUCUAUGGACCUUAGUGAAAUCAGCGACUGAUAUCACGAGGAAGUUAAAUCUGAAAAUAGAAUAAAAGUCUGACGUGCGUGCGGUGCCACUGCAGGGUAUUGGGGCUCCUGCCAUUGUCGAUUUUUGUACUGUUUGCGCCAGAGACUGGGUCAGUGUUGUGUUGUGUUGCAUUGCAUUGUGGGACUGUUAUUGGGGACGAAUUCUACCCUAGUUUCUGCGCAAUGUCAUAAAAAAGAGAAAGCAUCUCCAACAAUGUACCACAGCGAAAUACGACACAACACCGACCCAGGAUAAAGAGGAACCUCAACAUGCCGAUAUGCAACGAAAAGAUUUUAACGUCACUGUUUUAAUUUCAAUAGAUUUUUCAAACGGACUUUGCAACUCAGACGAGUUUAUAGAGAAGUGUCAAGAAAAGGAGUUGAAUGCUUUGGACGAAGGUUGGUCAAAAUUUGUAUAUUGCCUCGACAGUUUUAAUUAUCAUUAGGUGCUUUUGGUUGUCCAACUCUAUUAUUACACCGUAUUGGCCAUUUUGCAGUUGCCUGUUGGUCUGGGUCGGGUAACAUAAGUGUCGUGUGGAAUAGGCCACUUCCGUCUUCCAAAACCCCUCACUUUUAAAAUGAGGCCAACUGCAAAACCUUUCUUGUGAAAACGAGUUUUGUUUGCAUGAGAAUUUAUUUUAUUUUAUUUUAUUUAUUCCUCCAAUUCCUAGCUGAUACAUAGUUAUGCAAAUAUAACGUGAAAAAAGUAAUAUAGUAACAGAUAAAGAUUUACAAAGGAAAAAACGCGUAAAACAGAAAUUACAACACUUAAAUUGAAUUACAUUGUAUAUUGGAAGGAGAGGAGAGAGGGGCACAUCUAGAUAAACUAAUAUUGUGCCCCUUAAAGUUAUGUAUAACAAAGAACUUGAGAUUGUUAAUAAUAAAAAAUAAAAAAUCCUUUCCAUAUAAAAGGGUGAACACUUAACCUCGUUUUGAUACAGAGACCUGGGAAAACUCGGAAAUGGCCUAUUGCAUCACGUGACUGUUUUGGGGACUCUAACGCUUAUUUUAUUGGCCAUCACAAAGAGUUGCUUAAGGACUGAGUCAAAAAGCGACCUCAAAACCGUCCCAUAAUGCAAUUUGGCACAAUUCCGUUCCAGUCUCACGCGGAUCUCAAAACGGCCAAUUUGUUCGACUUAGAGUCCUCCCUUAAUAAGCGCAUUGUGAAAGCUAAAGGUAUCAUCAACCCUUGCUAAGGAAAAGAAUCCAGAGGCAAAAAGGCUGGGUGGAGAACUAUUUAUUUCGUAACAAAAUAGACGAACAAAAAAACCCUGAUUUAAUUUUCUCUGUCUUGCUGCAGAUUUAGAAGAUUCAAAAGGGCAUGCGGACCAACUGAGUAAUGUUGGAAGGCAAAACGCUGUAAAAGUAACAUCAGAUUCGUCUUCUUUAUCACAACCUUUCAGCGCGUGCGCGGGCGCUCUUCGGAAAGGAUUUGAAACAGAAACACAGCCUUGUGAAGAAAACACCUCAUCUGUAGAUAUUAUCGAUACUAACGGGGGUGGGGAUGAGGACAGUGAUUUUGAUCUCCCGACAUUCGACUUAAUAUCCUCUUUAGGAAUUUAA